This is a messenger RNA of Struthio camelus australis, 765 nucleotides long. Lineage: Eukaryota; Metazoa; Chordata; Aves; Struthioniformes; Struthionidae. The record is from RefSeq and is a predicted model, not a curated record.
AUGCUGCGGGGGGGGGCCCCCGGCUCCCCCGGCCACAACGGGCUCCCCGGCCGGGACGGGAAGGACGGCAAAGACGGACAAAAGGGAGAGAAAGGCGAGCAAGGUGAACAAGGCCCCAAAGGCGACAACGGCGAAAUAGGAAGCCGUGGAACUGAAGGCCCAAGAGGGUUUCCAGGAACCCCAGGGAUGAAAGGGGAGAAGGGAGAAGGUGCCUACAUUUACCGCUCUGCCUUCAGCGUGGGGCUCGCGGGCAGAGCCCCUCACCCCAACGUCCCCAUCCGAUUCAGCAAGAUCUUCUACAACGAGCAGAGCCACUACGACGCGACGACAGGCAAGUUCCACUGCAGCAUCCCCGGCAUGUACUAUUUCGCCUACCACCUCACAGUGUACCUGUCGGACGUCAAGGUCAGCCUGUACAAGAAGGACAAGGCAGUGCUCUUCACCUAUGACCAGUUCCAGAAGAACAACGUCGACCAAGCAAGCGGUUCUGUGUUGCUUCACCUCAACGCCGGGGAAGAAGUCUGGCUUCAAGUGUAUGGGGAAGGGGAAAACAACGGCGUCUAUGCCGACAACAUCAACGAUUCUACUUUCAUGGGAUUCCUCCUUUACCCGGACUUGGAUCUCCAUUAAAGUAGGAGGUUGUGCACGGGAGAGGACGCGGUGGCUUAACCCCAGAAUUGAGCUCUAGGGCGCUAUACCUAUACUAUACUUCUUGGCAAUUGCAGUACCCACAAAGGACAAUUUUCCAAGGGUGGAGUCCUAUCU